This is a messenger RNA of Macadamia integrifolia, 1629 nucleotides long. RefSeq lists its product as uncharacterized. Gene Ontology annotation, cellular component: plasma membrane. The coding region runs from base 70 to 1323 and encodes 417 amino acids. The record is from RefSeq and is a predicted model, not a curated record. NCBI's taxonomy places the organism in Eukaryota, Viridiplantae, Streptophyta, Magnoliopsida, Proteales, Proteaceae. The transcript has a single exon. Gene Ontology annotation, biological process: protein localization to plasma membrane; phosphatidylinositol phosphate biosynthetic process.
UCCUCUCCCGAGUAGAUAGAGAGAGAGUCAGUCAACUCAUCUACUGUAAGGUCUCAUACUGCAGCAGCGAUGGAGAUUCAGCUGAGCCGGACCGCCGGUUCCCCGUCUCCUUCCUCAUCGGACCACCAGAACUCAAACCCUAACCAGAAUGGAAACCCUAAUCCGAUGCAGUCAUGGUGGGAAGCCAUCUCCAAGGCCCGAUCACGCAUUGAAGCCCUCUCUUCCAUCCUCCCUUCCUCUACAUCCCUCUCCUCCCUUGCCGACUCAGAUCGCCCUGCUCGAUCCCUCCUCGAAUCCCUUGAAGCCUACAUGGCGAUCUCCUCCUCUCUCUCCGAUCCCUUGUCCGGUUCCGGUGACGAUCCUCUCUGUCAAUGGCUCUACGAGACUUUCCAGUCCUCCGAUCCCGACCUUCGCCUCGUCGUCCUGUCCUUCAUUCCUCUCGUUGCCGGCAUCUACCUUUCUCGCGUUGUCUCUACUUCUGCCGACAACUCAACCCGUUCCUUUGCUGGCUUCGAAGCUGUUCUCUUGGCUCUUUACGCUUCUGAAACAAAAGCUCGCGGCGGAAAACCUAUCUUGAUCACAAUUCCGGAUCUUUCGCAGCCAUCUCUGUACCACGCACCACGCAACCAGCCUGUUCAUCGGGUUGCCGUCCAACCUCAGCCGUCCGUUGGGGUUCUCUGUCCACCGCUCGAGCCGCAAAUGGCCGUUAAGUCGACGAAACGUGCUUCUAUCGUUGCUAUCGCGCUUGAAUGCUAUUUCAAGCAAAUUCCUCAGAUGCCUAGCUGGUCCAAAGUCGAUUUAUGUCAUUUCGUCGCUGGGUGGGCCGGGCAGAAUUGUUCUUGCAAGACCGAACUUGACGGCAAUUCCGAAGGCGAUGGCGGCGAUGCGAAUGAGAAUUUUGUGGAGGUUAGGAUUGCAGACGAGGAGUACGAGGAGGAAAAUGACGAGAUUCGGGUUAAUGUCCAAGGGAUGAACAGAUUGGCGAUUGGAGAAGAUUGUAAUGAAAUUGGGGUUUUCAGAGGGUCAAGAAUUCCGCUACCUUGGGAGCUUUUGCAGCCGGUUUUGAGAAUUCUUGGGCAUUGCCUCUUGGCGCCUCUGAAUUUGCAAGAUGUUAGGGACGCAGCCUCGGUUGCGGUGAGGUGUUUGUAUGCUAGGGCAUCACAUGAUCUGGUCCCGCAGGGAAUCUUGGCCACACGGAGCCUCAUUCAGCUUGACAAUAGGACGCGCUUUGCUGCCAAGGAAGCAGCUGCUGCCAACUCUGCUUCGAAUGCAAACACACCAAGCAAAGCAAAGAAACCGGAGAUCCUUUUGGUUUCAAAAUGAAUGGUCAGUAGACAGUCCCUUGGCAAUUACCGGUGCUGGUUUGACCCUUCCUGUCCUGUAUAGUCUAUCUGCGGCAUCUCCUUAGAAUCACUGAGACGAUCAACAUGUGUCAACUAUUGUAAGAUUUCUCUCUUGUAAUGAAAUGGGAUUUUUUUUUUCCUAACCUUUGGUUAGGUUAUAGAUAUAGUCAUUGUUAAAGGUCUGUUUUUCAAGUUUUGAUUGAUGUUAGUAGUUGGUGUCUUCUGGUAUUUCUUUCUUAAAGUUGUGUGGGUUAUGAUUGCGUCUUAUGCAUAAUGAGUUUGAUCA